AUGGCGUCACUACUUCCUCUGAAGAGGGUUCAAGAGGAGAGGAACCAGAACAGAACUAAUUUCAGAGAGCAAGGAAGACCAGGCCAGCACCUAAAGCCCCGUAACUCUCCAUCAAAGAAGAAGCAAGGCUAUGGUGACCAAUCCAAUCGACACCCUUAUUGUGACAAGUGUAAAAGAAGACACCCUGGGGAUUGCAAGCCCACUUCAGUGACUUGUUAUGAGUGUGGCGAGCAAGGUCACAUAUCUACGUAUUGUCCCAAGAAGAAAACUCAGGAGAAUACCACAGGUCGCGUCUAUACCUUGGAUGCAAGAAAGGCCAAAGGAAACAACAAUCUCAUCGCAGGUACUUGUUAUGUAAGCAAUCAACCCUUAUGUGUUUUAGUGGAUUGUGGAGCUACUCAUUCCUUUGUUUCAACUGAAUGUGUUUGUCGACUUGGUUUGGAAGUUACUCCAUUACCCUAUCCUAUGGUCAUUUCUUCGGCGACCGAUGAUACGGUGGAAGCCCGACUGAUUUGUAAGGAUUGUUCAGUAUCUUUUAAUGGUCGUGACUUUCCGAUUGAUCUAAUUUGCUUACCCCUCAAGAGACUUGACGUCAUUCUCGGAAUGGAUUGGUUAUCCCUUAAUUCGGUGUAUAUUGGUUGUAAGGAAAAGGCCAUAUUCAUUCCGGCAGAAGAGACUUCCUCCGAUGAUGCAAUUACCAAGUUGAUAGAAGGUACGAUCAACGCGGUUAACUAUCUCUUUUCCCAAGAAAGAUCUUUUCUUUUAGUUCUUUCCAAGGAACCAUCUGUAAGAAUGGCAUUGUCAGAGAUUCCAGUGGUGUGCGAGUUUCCUGAUGUGUUUCCUGAGGAUAUCACUUCUCUUCCUCCGGAAAGGGAAGCAGAAUUCUCCAUUGAUCUUGUGAGGGUGGUUCAAGGCAAGAUCGUGGCAAAGGCAAGGCGGAUUAGUCCUUUGGCGUUGUUGCUAGAUAUUAUCUUUUGUUCGCAUUUUAUGCUUUUGUAG
This is a messenger RNA of Vicia villosa (hairy vetch), 999 nucleotides long. RefSeq lists its product as uncharacterized. The transcript has 2 exons. Gene Ontology annotation, molecular function: zinc ion binding; nucleic acid binding. NCBI's taxonomy places the organism in Eukaryota, Viridiplantae, Streptophyta, Magnoliopsida, Fabales, Fabaceae. The record is from RefSeq and is a predicted model, not a curated record. Bases 1 to 999 code for a protein of 332 amino acids.